AUGAGAUGUUGUACACGCCCACGCCGCAGCUACGAGGCUCACGUGGUUCCGCAAGGCUAUGCUGAAAAUGCCUUCUUUGCGGCUGCUGGCGAUCGGUGUGCUGGGCCCAGCCAGUCCGAGAUGAGCAAGACCUUGAACAAGCAUCUGAGGCAUGCACAUUCGAAAACGAAAGCCUGUGAAGAGUGGUCCUUGCUUGAGUUACAAGACUUCAUGGCCACCGUCCUCGGGCACCGAAGCCAUGAGCUGCAGAAGAUUUACGAGGGCACCUCGGACCGCCGAAGCGUGCCCAAGGAAUUGGAUGAAGUGCGGCAGCAGUGGGCCAGGUCGAAUAGCAUUCUCCAAGGGCUUUCGCACCUUGAAGCACCCCAGCGAGAAGCUCACUGCCGAGAGGCUGUGAUGUGGUGGGUGCACCACCUCGAUGCAGAAAAGCGGGAAGAGCUUGAACGCAGCCUCACGGUGCCACUUCUUCCCGAGAGCCCGAAGCUGCGGUGUGGGUCGACCGAUAUGCUUCGAUCGGACGGCUCCCAUGCCACACCGGAGACUUUGGAGGAUGAGACCCAUGUUUGCAGCAAGGUUAAUGAAGCGAACUCCUGCGACUGGUGCCACUCUACACAGGCAGAUCAUGACAAAGGCCUUCCUGGUACAUCGCCCCCGGAUGCCACCAAGAAGUUUACCGGUCCAGACGACGGCAACCCGCAGGGCUGGAACAGGACACGCCGCUGCGACCAGGAUCAGAUGCCGCGGUGUGGACUUUGUGAGGGAGUCGGCGGAAUGGCUUACGGGGAUGCCAAUGACAAGGUUAUUGUCACGCCCUGCGAGCCACUUGCGAAUGCUAGCCAGGUGGAUCCAAGCACUGUCGCGAAGCCUCUGUACCCCAAGAAGUUCACUAUCCGACGGAAGGAUGGCAAGCAGGGUGGCUAUUCGGAUACCCUCAUAGGCUGGAAAACAGAUCCUUUCUGCUUCGGAUUCUUCCCGCAGAACGAUUCUACGAAGCCGAUGUGCUACCGCAGCGAGGAUGCAUAUGUCAAGUACUAUGACAUCGACCGGGAAGCUCAGCGCGCCGAGUACACCAUUCACAACGGGGGUUUGUUUGCAGCAUUUCCGAAUAUCACUUCCAUCAUCCUUCAUGUGAACGAGCAGAUGUGGAUCCAGAACGAUUUGUGGGGCGUGAAGCAAUGCAUCUGCGCCAACCCUUCUGGCAACCAUUGUACCAACCCUCCCUGCAAAGCAUAUGUUCAGCAUUGGGACACUUUUGCUAAUGCUCAGUACCUCGGCCGUGAGCGCCUAGGUGCCGAGUGGAUCCAGAAUCACGGUGUCGGGGAGUCUGCGAAGAUGAUGGAGCUGGACCACUUCAUCUUGUGGGCACACCACGUGUGGACGGAUCCAUCGUCGCGUCGCCUCGUGCGAGCAUGGAAGCCUUUCAACGGGCUCCAGCUCUAUGAUCCAGAGGCGCUGCAGAUAGCACAUAUUCCGGUACAUUUGCCAGCGGAGUCAUGCUUGUUUUGCUCGUUUUGA
Molecule: messenger RNA, 1515 nt
Organism: Symbiodinium sp. CCMP2592
Lineage: Eukaryota; Dinophyceae; Suessiales; Symbiodiniaceae
Source: the annotation of a GenBank genome assembly